This is a messenger RNA of Myotis davidii, 820 nucleotides long. RefSeq names its product cyclin-related protein FAM58A-like. Lineage: Eukaryota; Metazoa; Chordata; Mammalia; Chiroptera; Vespertilionidae. The transcript has 3 exons. Gene Ontology annotation, cellular component: nucleus. Gene Ontology annotation, biological process: regulation of transcription by RNA polymerase II. The annotation marks the transcript as partial. The record is from RefSeq and is a predicted model, not a curated record. Gene Ontology annotation, molecular function: cyclin-dependent protein serine/threonine kinase regulator activity.
AGUACUGGUAGUGCUAGGCAAUGCAAUCAGACAAGAAGAAGUCAAACAAGCAUGCCCAGUGGAAAAGAAGAAGUUAAAGUGUCAUUAUUCGCAGAUGGCAUGGUGCCAAGGGUGGCCCACACCCCAGAUGAGGGUGCACUUCCGCGUGACAAGGUUCCUCCAGGAGGCAGGUGUCAAGCUAGGGAUGCACUCCAUUCCCCUUGCCACCGCCUGUGCCACUUACCAUAAGUUCUUCUACGAGAUCAACCAGGACGUCUAUCACUCCUACUUGGUCGCCAUGUCUGCCCUUUACUUGGCUGGCAAAGUGGAAGAACAGCCCCUGCAAACCCGUGACAUCAUCAACGUUUCCAACAGAUACUUCCACCCGGGCAGCGAGCCCUUGGAGCUGGACUCCCAAUUAUGGGUGAUCUGGGACAGCAUUGUGCAGUGCGAGCUCCUUGUGCUGCGGGUACUGCGCUUCCAAGUCUCCUUUCAGCACCCACACAGGUACCUGCUCCACUACCCGAUUUGCCUCAAGAACUGGCUGAAUCCUUACAGCUGGAAACAGACCCCCAUCUCCGUCACUGCCUGGGCCUUGCUGUGGGACAGCUACUGCGGGGGGCUGUGCGUCUGAUUCCAUGCUCAGCACAUAGGGGUGGCAGUGCUCCACCUGGCCCUGCAGGUCUAUGGGGUCCAGGUGCCCACCGAGGCUGAGGCCGAGAAGCAAUGGUGGCAGAUUUAUACCAUGGGCACAGAGAUCUCCGAAGGCCCUGGCCCAGGCCCAAAGAGAAGCCUGGGACGCUCGGCUGCCAGGCGACAGAACCACCACAUCGCCCUGAAG